UUUAAUGCUGCAGCUGGUUAAGGUGGAGAUAAUGUUAAUACGUUUAUAUAUUGCAGGGUAGCUCAUCUCAACCUAUGAUAAUACAUCAGUUUAUUUGUUGAUUGUCCUAUAUUUGUCAUUAAUCUAAAUAGGCACAGUAACUAAAUGAGUAAAAAAAUAUUUCCCCACACUGCCUACCACAUUAGAUCAUACUGGAUGGUGCAGAGUCACUACAGAUGCACAGACUGUGACACACUUGUAGGAAUAUGAUCAUCUCAGACACAUGGAUGCAUUUCCUCGGAUCAAAAACAAAACAAAAGAAAUCGUGACUGUGUUCAGCAUCACAGCAGCUGAGUGGAUCUCGGGGUCCAUUAGCGUCGCCAGUGCAUUGCAGCUUUAACCGGUCCAUCAUGCCUUGCGGUGUCCCAGUUCAGUUCCGAUGUAAUGUACAACAACCCCCCCUGUGGUCUCCUCUCAGUGACGAUCAGAGCAGCAGGCUAACAAGCAGAGCAGCAGAUGUUUAAAAGGACCCAUGUCGGAUGUCCAGUAACCAGACGGGGACGCGUGUUUACAUCCACACGGUCAGAGGCGUGGAUGUGCGCACACCGUUAACUCCGCUGCAGGCGCAGGAAUAACACAGGAUCUCCCCGCAAGUGGCCCGCAUAACAUGCAGCUGGAAAGUACCGGAUUUAAACCCAGAGAGAAAUAACUGAAGCUCAAAAGGAGAGUUUUAAAUGCUCUGACACUGUGAUCUGCUGCUGAAAAAGAGGAUGGACAGAAAACAUUAUUAGCACCCUAUUGUGGUGUGGAGGAAUGAGGGCCUUUGGAUGAAGGCCAUGGAGCUGAAAGUGUGGGUGGAUGGAGUGCAGCGCAUCGUGUGUGGGGUCACAGAGUUCACCACAUGCCAGGAAGUGGUCAUUGCUUUGGCGCAAGCCAUUGGACGCACUGGUAGGUACACUUUAAUCGAGAAAUGGCGUGAGACAGAACGUCACCUGGCUCCACAUGAGAAUCCUGUUGUAUCCCUCAACAAGUGGGGUCAGUAUGCCAGUGACGUCCAGCUCAUCCUCCAACGAACCGGCCCGUCCGUUAGCGAGCGGCCCACCUCUGACGGGCAGGCUCGCGUUCCAGAGCGUGGCUUCUACCGGCAGAGCCUGCCACCUCUGGCCAAGCUCCGCCCGUCAGGGACAGACCGCUCGCUCAAACGAAGGGAACCCAAACGCAAGUCUUUGACCUUCACUGGAGGGGCCAAAGGUCUGCGGGACAUAUUUGGGAGAAGCAGAGAUGCUGAAGCCAAACAGCCCCAGCACCGCGGUGUGAGCUUGAACCUGCGCAGGGUUGGUGGUCUUGGAAUAUCAUCUGUACCUGGGAGUCCAGCCAGAGAGCUGAGCCGACUGGUGCAGCUGCAGAGAGACAAACUACAGGCCCUGGAGAGCCGUCUGCUGGGCUGCGAGGCUGAACUGCGAGACUGGGAUGAGGGCGUUGGCGAGGCCAAUGAAGAAGGAAACCUGGAGGAGGAACUUCUGCUUUUAGAGCAGAAGGUGAGGAGGAACGAUGCAGAGAUGGAAGAGGAGGAAUUCUGGCAGAACGAGCUGCAGAUCGAGCUGGAGAGCGAGCGGCAGCUCCGGCAACAGCUAGCCGAGCUGCAGGGCGGUGUACGCGACUGCGAGGCCAAGCUUUCAGAGUACCUAGCACGCAUUCAGAGUAUGGAGGCAGGCCUGGAGCAGGAGCGCCUGCAGCAGGAGGCCGAGCUCAACCAGAAGGUCAAUGAAGAGGAGGUGCAAACACAGCUGGAGAAAGUGAGAGCUGAGCUGGAAAUGCAGAGCCAACACACAGCGCGGCUGGAGAGCAGCUGCAGGGCGUUGGAACGCUCACUUGGCCAAUCGAGCAAGAGAUUACAGGAGAAAGAGCUGGAGCUGGAGCAGCUGACAAAAGAGCUACGACAGGUUAACCUGCAGCAGUUCAUUCAACAGACUGGUACCAAGGUCACCGUGCUGCCCGCUCAACCUGCAGGAGAAAACAACAACGAAGUGGAGUCCGGUUCUUUGAAAAGACUCGGCUCUUCUCGUCUCUUACCCAGCGACCUUCGCACUCUUCAAAGCACCGUAUCGUCCAGCCUCAACCCCGAAGGCAUCUACGUUUGACCCCAAACUUUGUCCAGGAGACAUUAUUUGAACAGCAGGGAGGGCCUGAUGUUACCAGGACUGCUCCUAUGACUGAAACACCCACAAACUGACACCCCAAACUGUUGAAAUGCAAUUAAACAAACUGAGCUCUCGGAACACCAUAAGUUGAGAGGAUGUUGGCGAAAACAUUACAUGGAAGAUGAGUGAGGACCGUCUGUUUUGCAUCUUUCCUGCACUGCCUACUCUUCCAUAGUCUAGGACUCCAACUGAUGUCAACAUCCAUUUGCAAACUAUUUUCUGGGCGAGUGAGGAUUUCACUGAAAUUGUCUACAAAAGCUCCAUUUUCUCAGAAUAAUAAAACAACAACAAGCCAGCAGAUUGUUGACUGAGGAGGCUUCAUCCAACAGUGCAGAUAAACUUCAUUUUUAUGUCGUAGAUCAUGAACUGCAGAAAAUAUCAGGAUGCAAAGUUGUAAACGUAAUCCAUGCACGAGCAUGCACAAACACCGACACCACACCUGUGCUAUAAUCAUAGCCAUAUCUGAUUGCCUUACUCUGGUGUUAUGAAACCAGACGUCAAUAAGUUUAAAUGUUCAAACAGAACUCAAGGUAGCUACUGAACUAUGCGCCAUAUAAAUAAAAAUACAGGUGAUACCUAGUUAUGGUAACUGAUGUCAGUAUAAGUGAACAUUGGGUCCUUUUCUUUCAUGUAAGUUUGAAGUUUUGUAUCAAGUUUAACCAGAAAUAAAAUGGUAAAUAAAGUAAAUUAUAUAAAAGAAAACAAAUGAUCAUCAACUAUUGGAUAUUCUUGGUGAAAUAGUUUACUUAAGGUUCAUUUUGGGUACCGAGCCAUUAAUCUCCUCUUUGUUUCAGUUGAACACUUUCACCAAGAGCUCUUGAAAUGUGAAUGCAGUGAUGACAAGUCGGCCUCUGAGCCUGCAGAGUUAAUCCAACAAUGACUACAUAUGCAGUCUGACCACCAGGUGGCGACAAAACAUGUGUUAUUCAGACAGGUGAAAGUUAACUGUGUGAAAGUUACUCCCUUUUAUGUUUUCUGUCUUUACUCAUUUUCAUGGGUCAAAUAUGUCUGUACUUAUUGUUUUGUAAGAAACCCUCAGCACUUGAGCUUUCAGUGUAUAAACAGAGGUGCCGCUUAGACAAACAUGUCAAAUACUUGGCCAAUGAUCUGUGUUCAUCAAGCAGGGACAAACACACACUUCUAAAAGCAGUAUCACACCCAAAUACUGCAUUAUUUUGUCUGAUUUAAACAUUUUAACAAACUAAAGAUGUCUCAUGUGAACCAAAGCUAGUGUGAAAAACAUUAAUAGUUAGAUGGAUGUACUUUUUUAUAUGUAUGCAACCGAUGCCCGUGAAGUGUUACAACUUGAAUCAAACAGUAGUUGCAUUUAUUUUUCACGGUUUGCUGUCGUCAGGUGCGAGACCGUCAGUUUCAUAAGAAAGGAUUUGAAAGUUGGCAGUAAAUUUCGAACGCCAUCUUUUCUCUACAGGCUAAAACACUCAAAAACAAUGCAACUACAACCCCACAAAUGUUGGGUUGUUACUGUGUCCACUAAUUUGUAGCUGAUUAAUCAUAAAAGGCGAUUGCUCUCGGGUUCUCUGGGAUGAAACUGACGCAAACUGCUUGACAAUAUAUGAACUCUUAAUGGUCAAUGAGCUCUUGAUUUGUCUGUGUGUGGUUGUAUAUCAAACCUUGAAUUUGUAGAAAAGAUUUGCAAUUAAAAAAUGAGUGUCUAAAUAAUAUAUAGGACAAAGAACCUUGGCUGUGCUUUGGGCUGUAAAGGUACGUUUACUUUUGGUACAUAAAAAAUAUUUGGAUUUCUGAUCAAAUAGUAUUUACACUGUGUUAUACUGUGUACUGAGUAUUUCUUCGAACAUUGAAUUUUGUGUAUACACUCUCGCCAAAUCUGCAAAUCUUUCCUACCGAUUCUCAAACUUGACUUUUUCAUGCCCUGUUUCUUCGCAGGCUUUCAAAGCAUGAUAUACAACCACACACUUUGAAAAUUAUUUCUGAAUUCUACAAGCUCGAUACCUUAUUGACCCUCAUUUGAGCCCAUAAGAAGAAGAAGAAGCUUGGUGUUUGUACUGUAAACGUACGAUAACAAAGUGAAUUCCUCCCUCCAGUGUGAAACCUCUCGCUUUGUUGUUUGCUCUGCAGUGCAAAAGAUACCCAGAGGAAUUCACACAACAACUCGGCAAGUUUUUCUUUUUCCCUAACCCCCCCCCCAACCCA
Molecule: messenger RNA, 4352 nt
Organism: Larimichthys crocea (large yellow croaker)
Lineage: Eukaryota; Metazoa; Chordata; Actinopteri; Sciaenidae
Gene: rassf8b
Product: Ras association domain family member 8b
Exons: 9
Coding region: 807-2120 (437 amino acids)
Biological process (GO): signal transduction
Source: RefSeq, a predicted model, not a curated record